This is a messenger RNA of Benincasa hispida (wax gourd), 1796 nucleotides long. Its product is annotated as ammonium transporter 1 member 1-like. Gene Ontology annotation, molecular function: ammonium channel activity. Lineage: Eukaryota; Viridiplantae; Streptophyta; Magnoliopsida; Cucurbitales; Cucurbitaceae. The record is from RefSeq and is a predicted model, not a curated record. Gene Ontology annotation, cellular component: plasma membrane. Gene Ontology annotation, biological process: ammonium transmembrane transport; ammonium homeostasis.
CGGCGUCCUUUCUCUCUCUCCAUUUCUCCUAUAAAUGAGGAGUAAUGGGAGAACUGAACUGUCAGUCCUUUCGUCUUCCUCCUUCCUCUGAACUCCAAACCAAUGGAUUCAGGGUUCUGCACCGCCCAUCUCUCUCAGCUUCUCGGCCCCAACACCACCAACGCCACCGCCGCUGCUAAUUUCAUCUGCGAUCAAUUCACCACCGUCACCACCAACUUCUCCGACACCAAAAAUGCCCUCGACAACACAUACCUUCUCUUCUCCGCCUACCUCGUCUUCUCUAUGCAACUCGGCUUCGCCAUGCUCUGCGCCGGUUCCGUCCGCGCCAAAAACACCAUGAACAUCAUGCUCACCAACGUCCUCGACGCCGCUGCCGGCGGCCUCUUCUAUUACCUUUUUGGCUACGCUUUCGCCUUCGGCUCCCCUUCCAAUGGCUUCAUCGGCCGCCAUAACUUCGGUCUCACCUCCUUCCCUACCUCCACUGCCGAUUACAGUGUUUUCCUCUACCAGUGGGCGUUUGCCAUCGCUGCCGCCGGGAUUACAAGUGGAUCUAUCGCUGAGCGGACUCAGUUCGUCGCUUAUUUGAUUUAUUCCUCUGUUUUGACUGGAUUCGUUUAUCCGGUGGUUUCUCACUGGUUUUGGUCGCCCGAUGGUUGGGCUGGGGUUAUGAGAUCGGAUGGGGGAUUGUUGUUCGGAUCGGGAGUUAUCGAUUUCGCCGGCUCCGGAGUCGUUCAUAUGGUUGGGGGAAUUGCUGGUCUAUGGGGCGCGUUGAUCGAGGGGCCGAGAAUCGGUCGAUUCGAUCACAACGGCCGGUCGGCGGCUCUGCGAGGACACAGCGCUUCGUUAGUCGUUCUCGGAACUUUCAUGCUCUGGUUCGGAUGGUACGGUUUCAAUCCAGGUUCGUUCACGAAGAUUCUCGUCCCUUAUACCUCCGGAAACUUCUACGGCCAGUGGAGCGCCGUCGGACGAACAGCGGUUACCACCACGCUCGCCGGAUGCACGGCGGCACUCACCACGCUUUUCGGGAAGCGAUUCCUCUCGGGCCAUUGGAACGUGACGGACGUUUGUAACGGACUCCUUGGCGGCUUCGCCGCCAUCACCGCCGGCUGCUCCGUCGUCGAGCCAUGGGCAGCAAUCAUCUGCGGCUUCGUCGCCGCCCUUGUGCUAAUAACCUGCAACCGCAUCGCAGAGAAGGUGAAAUACGACGAUCCAUUAGAAGCCGCUCAACUCCACGGCGGGUGCGGCGCGUGGGGAGUGAUAUUCACGGCACUCUUCGCAACGAAGGAGUACGUAACGGAAGUGUACGGUGGAACGGGGCGUCCGUACGGCCUUCUGAUGGGCGGCGGCGGGAGGUUACUGGCAGCGCAUUUGAUACAGAUUUUGGUGAUUGUGGGGUGGGUGAGCGCAACGAUGGGGCCAUUGUUCUUUGUUCUUCAUAAAUUGAAGCUUCUGAGAAUCUCCAGUGAAGAUGAAAUGGCGGGGAUGGAUCUGACCCGCCAUGGGGGAUUUGCUUACAUAUAUCAUGAUGAAGAUGAAGCCAAGAAAAUGGGGAUUCAGUUGAACAGAGUGGAACCAAAAUCUGCAACUCCUACUGGAGAUUUUUUAUGAUGAUGAACAAUUAAGGUUGUUGUUUUUGCGACUAUUGCUUAAGUUUCUCUAAUGGUUUUAGUGUUAGUUUGUUGGAUUUUGCUUCAAAAUUUGUUUGAUUGUGUGUCAAUUAAUGUUCUAGUCUGUGGAUAUGGUGAACAGAUAACCCAAACACUAUAGAAUUUGUGUUUUCUCUGCUUUCUUUAUUA